Molecule: messenger RNA, 2246 nt
Organism: Drosophila elegans
Lineage: Eukaryota; Metazoa; Arthropoda; Insecta; Diptera; Drosophilidae
Exons: 3
Coding region: 138-692 (184 amino acids)
Source: RefSeq, a predicted model, not a curated record
UGAACGCACAAAGCGCUCUGCUCAACACUCCUUGUAGAUACCCAUCGCCAAAGGACAAAGGCACAAAGCUCGGGAGCAGUACUAUCGAAAUUUUUUAAGGAUAUUUCCUGGAAUUUUCAAACCAAAAACAGUGGAAAAUGCAUGCAAGAUUUGCGGAUCCCGAGCCCGCGUCGCCGGACAGUGAGAACAGAAUCGAAGCGGAGUCGCUGGAGGCCAGAAUCGAGGCGUUCAAGCAGAGUCCCCAGAACAUGGCAGCUCUGCGGGAAGCGCUCGACGAUGUGGUGUUGCGGGCUGAGACGGAGGCCAACAGGCGGGCAGUUGAGAGCCAGAAAUCGCAACAGGGCAAGGAAAAGCGACCGAGUUUCGCCAUACCAGAUUUUAAGAACGGCAAGGUGGUGAACCGAGCCCGAGGAUUCGUGGUGCGGAUCUUCGAUGCCAUAUGCAAUUGUGCCAACAACAAUGCCGCCGCAGCCACGACGCGCUUCAAGUUGAGGAGCAACAGUGGAGGCGGAGGAGGUGGCGGUGGAGGUGGAGCCGGUGGAGGUGCCAGUGGAAAUGGCAAGCGCCAGCAGUCCCAGGAUGAGCCGGAAACCCUGGUCCUGACCAAGAAGAAGCCAGCCAGCGAGGGCAAAAAAAAGAAAGGCGUCAGCAUGGCCGAUGAUGUUCAAGCCGGCGUUCGACUGAUGGACUAAACAAGCAAUUCCGUACAAUGGUUGCUCCUGCAAUGGCAAAACAUAAUCAAAACUAUUACCAGUCCCUCCCUGAAAACAGUCCUUACAUCAGCAAUCAUUUCCCUAUCAUCCUAGCAUUUUCUUUGCUCAAAACGUCUAAAGCACAAAUCGAAAUUCCAAUUCCAAGUCUUCCCCUGAAGACCAAAAAAUUAUCGUAUAAGAUAAAAAGUAGACAAGGGAUUAAAUUCGAAACCGCUUUAUAAACAUAACAUUUUUUUUAAUAAACAAAUUUUCUUUGGUUACAAUUUUAUAAAAAAAAAAUAAUUUAAGGUUGAAAUCGAAUACUUAACAUUUAAUCCUUUGUCUGCAAAAAGAACUUUGUCAUCCCUAUUAAAUUUAUAAACGUUUGGCGGAGUCUUCAAAACUUAAAGGUUUUUUAAAAAGGUUUUUAGACUGAAAACUUUAUUUUGUUAUUUGAAGUUCAAAGGUCAAACUUUAAAGUUAUAUCAGAUUUUGAUUUUAUAAUAUUUUUUUUCAGAAAGUUUUUAGAUCAAAAAAAUUUUCUAAUUCAAAGCAAAUUUGGUUAAAACCUAUUGUUGUAAAAAAAUAUUUUAAACUUAUAUUUUUCAAGAUUCUUGCUCCGCCAAACGAAAACUAGGCUGCUAGUAAAGCUUUAGCUCUAUACAAUAUGAUUUUACAAACCUAAAUGUGAUCCCAGAUGGAAAUGUAAACCAAGAAAACUCGAAGCGCAAAAAACUUUUAGGUUAGUUAGGGAAGGAGGAUGAAAGAAAUAUCUUAUAGUCUAUAUAUAUGAACACCCUCAUACUUUCAAGCAACUUUCGAGGCUAUCCCACGCACAAUCAACGGCAUUACACAAUCCCAAUCCCAAAGGGGAAUUAAUGCCUAAGCUUAACAACAGGGCUGUCAAUCUCCACCUAAUUAUAACUGUACGAUUUAUCAAAUUAUAUAUACCUAUAUGUGGGUACAACUAGGAGUGUACCACCAACCUAUUUAGAUGUGUGUGUAGUAGUUACAGAAUAUUUCGAAAACCAGCUAACAAACGGUUCAAUAUACAAGCAUCAAUGUGUACUGAUUUUAUAUACAACAAUGUACUAACUACUAUAUAGAUGUGGACACUAUUGGACUCUUAGUUAUAUACCAUACACAAAAACACUUUCUAAACGCCGCACAGGUUUCCUCCAACAUCCAACAUCAAUGCCAUUAAACCACACACCACACACGCUCUAAUCGGAUAUAUUUUUGUGAGGCCCUUUUUGAGAGAUCUAUUAAGACACUAUUCUAUACCGAAUCCGAAAUUUAGAAAAUCGAAUACGAUAAAAUAACUAAAGAGAGAACUUUGUACACACAUUUGCAAGGCAACCAAUUUGUAUAAGAUUUUGCAUUUAUUUUAUAACCUCCAAAAAUGCAAUUAUCUCCCUAAGUUCAAAUAUGUUGCUAAGCCAAUUGAGUAUUUAUAAAUUACGAAAUGUAUAAGUGUGCAUAAUGCGAAUAUAAAACUGUUAUAUUUAGUUAACAAUAUCAGCAAUAAAGUGUAACAAUGUUUAAAAUCAAAAA